Molecule: messenger RNA, 963 nt
Organism: Nycticebus coucang (slow loris)
Lineage: Eukaryota; Metazoa; Chordata; Mammalia; Primates; Lorisidae
Product: olfactory receptor 8J2-like
Exons: 1
Coding region: 1-963 (320 amino acids)
Biological process (GO): sensory perception of smell; G protein-coupled receptor signaling pathway
Cellular component (GO): membrane
Molecular function (GO): odorant binding; olfactory receptor activity; G protein-coupled receptor activity
Source: RefSeq, a predicted model, not a curated record
AUGAGCGCUGCCGGGAAUCUCAGCCGGGUGGCCGAGUUCGUCCUCACGGGGGUCUCGGACCGUCCCGAGCUCCAGAUCCCCCUCUUCUUCGUUUUCCUGGUGAUCUACGGGCUGACCGUGGUGGGCAACCUGUGCAUCGUCACCCUGGCCAGUGUGGACGCCCAGCUGCAGACCCCCAUGUACUAUUUUCUGCGGCACUUGGCCAUCAUCAACCUUAGCAACUCUACCGUCAUUGCCCCCAAAAUGCUGGUUAACUUCUGGCUUACCAAGAAAACUAUUUCUUACUACGAAUGUGCGGCCCAGCUGGGCGGGUUCUUGGUCUUCAUCGUGGCGGAGAUCUUCAUGCUGUCAGCCAUGGCCUACGACCGCUACGUGGCGAUUUGCAGCCCUCUGCGCUACCUGGCCGUGGUGUCCCCGCGCCUGUGCCGGCUGCUGGUGGCGCUCACCUACCUGCAGAGUCUGCUCACGGCGCUGACCGUCUUGUCCUGCGUGUUCUCCGUGUCCUUCUGUGCUUCUAACGUCAUCAACCACUUUUACUGCGACAACGUCCCCUUGUUGGCCUUGUCCUGUUCUGAUACCUACAUUGCAGAAACAGCAGUGUUCACUUUUUCGGGGACCAAUUUGUUUUUCUCCAUGACUAUCGUUCUAAUAUCCUACUUCAACAUUGGCCUUGCCAUUUUGAAGAUACGUUCGUCCGAGGGGCGACGCAAAGCCUUCUCCACCUGCGCCUCCCACAUGCUGGCCGUGGUCGUCUUCUAUGGCUCCCUGCUCUUCAUGUAUUUGCAACCGAGGACCAACCACUCGUUAGACACUGACAAAAUGGCCUCGAUCUUCUACACCCUGGUGAUACCCAUGCUGAACCCUCUAAUUUACAGCCUAAGGAACAAAGACGUGAAGAAUGCAUUGAAGAGAUUUCUGGCUAACCCAGGGCAAUUAAUCAAACUAAUAAAAAUUGAAAAUUAA